GCCGUGUAAUUUUCCCGCUGUAUUUCGAAAUAAAAAAAUAAAAAACACGUAGGUACAUUUCUUGUACACGAUAGCUUUUUAAUUACAUUACCAACUUAAAUAGCAAUUUAAGAAACAUAAUUGAUUUUAUGUUUUAUUUAAGUAUGUAGUCUUUCAAUUUAUGAUUUCUCGUGUCAGUCGAUAACUCAUUCCGCCAUUUUGGGUUCGGUUCGAAACGCGUUUGGAUCAAUAUGUUGAGCGUUUCAAUUGUAUUCUACUUGACGUUCGCAUUUUUUAUGGAAAACAUCAACUGCCUUACCUACGACGACCUUAAUAACUACGAGAAUCUGCAAUUCGUUAAUGAUAAAUCGGAGGGGGCCGCUUCCGUCUCGAGGGAAAGUGACGGAAGUGACGUCACAAAGUCAACAGGCCGCUGGUUCUAUUCGAUUGACGAGGUGAACGCGAUGCAAGGUCAACGCAAGAAGAACAAACUCUCGUUCAAAGGUCCUGACAGCGCCGACCGCGAGACCGUAGAGAAACAACAAAGGGACUUCCAAUACGUUGUGAUGACGAUAAAAAAACUGAACGCGAACGUAUUAGACAUAAACAAUAGGAUAACCAGCUUGAAUCGGUUCAUAGACGAGAAGCUUUCGAAUGUAAUCGUUCGGAGGAGCGCUCACGGCAGACUCAAGCGAGAUUUGGACAGCGCGUCAAACUUGACAGCUGUCAAAACUGACGCAAACGUUACCAAGAGCAGCGGAAGGAAAUCUAUGAACGCCCCCGGAGCGCCGAACAUUCUCAAAGAGAAACUGUUGAGCUAUUUAGAUGACGCAUUCGGAGACAUAAAAAACAAGAUGGCCGUCCUUAACGUCGUCAAAAUGUCUUACAAAAACAAUGGCUAUUUCAAAAUAGGCUACAUCACGGCCAGCCUGGACACUCUGAAGGUCUAUCUGGAUAACAUGAAGCAGGAUAUGAAUGCGAACAAAGAAUUUUGGGACGACAAAAGGGUUUUGAAUUUGUUCGACAAACUUAAGGCCGCGGAUAACGCUGUCAACGGACUUCUGGAGACGCUUAAGCUGAAAAUGCUCUGAUUCAAUAAACCAUAUGCAAAUUUA
Molecule: messenger RNA, 1094 nt
Organism: Bombyx mori (domestic silkworm)
Lineage: Eukaryota; Metazoa; Arthropoda; Insecta; Lepidoptera; Bombycidae
Exons: 2
Coding region: 231-1070 (279 amino acids)
Source: RefSeq, a predicted model, not a curated record